AUGGUUCGAUUCUCCAACGCACCGCGAAGAUUGACAACUAUUGAAUCUCGGAGAUCAAACGAUACCCGGACAAUGAUUUGUAAGUUCUGUGACAAGUCGCAAUCGGCUGCGUAUGUCUGCCCGCGCUGUCGUGCUCCAUAUUGCAGCGUAGCCUGCUACAAGUCCUCAGAGCACCUCCAAUGCAGCGAAAUGUUCUACAAAAAAUGCGCGCAGGAACAGCUGAAAGCCAAUGCUCCGCGAAAUUGUGAUUCGGAAAAGGUGAAGCGAGUUUUGCGAGAACAUCUCCAGGCAAAGCAGGAGGAGGACCACUUGGACUCCGAAUUCUCCGCCAGAUUCAGCAAUAUCGACAUCACUGAUGCCAAUUCAGUUCUAGAGGUGCUCACCGCGGAGGAGCGUCAAACAUUCUCGGAUUUACUGGCGUCCGAGCGUAUCUCGGAGCUUAUACCAGCGUGGAAACCGUGGUGGUUCGAGCGAAAGAAGUUGAUAGAAGAGAUGGAUGUCAAGAACAUUAAAGAUUCAGAGAAAGGAUACAGACCGCAGAGAAAAAUCCCUCGUCACAGGCUCGGCGGAAGGAAAGUUUUGUCGUUGGAUAAGUCGUCAUCACAACGGCCGCCGUCAACAGUUGAAUCCGCUAUAGCGACGACCCCCGACUCGAGAAAACCGUCGGUGAUUUCCCAACGAAUCAGGUCUUCUGAUGCAGUCGGCGAGAACCCGAAACGCACUUCGAUAAUCGACCCAAGAUACAAACCGAGAAAAACUUCCCCUUCUUUGGCGGGAACGACCAGCAGCGCUCAGGAUGCCGAGAUGGCGGAAGCGACGCCGGAGCCCCUUGCAUCUGCACCGCCAGCGUCCGUCGAGAAAAUUCUGAGGCUCGACGAUAGAAUUCCCCGUGGAACGGGCUCGAUCAGCCCCCUUCUCCGAGCAAGAUGUGCCAAUAUGUUGAAUUUGCUGUCCAGUUUCGCCUUCACAGCCAGAUACUACAAUGGAGAUCUCAAGGACCUCGCGGAAGAGGCCGGGAGUACCUUCUGCUCGAUUUGCUCGCUAUUCGAUCAAGUUGAAUGCCACGAGGUCCCCGUCGCCAUCUGCGACGUUCUUUCGAAGCCGAUCGUUGCUGCAAACGCUAACAGAGUAUCUCUCAUCAGAGACAUACGGCAAUUGUGCACCGAUAGAGCCUUUGUUCGGCGAGCUCUGAUGGAGAUCGGCAGCCUCCUGAAAGCUUUCGGCAACUGUUUGAUAGAUAAAUCUGACGUCGAUGCGAAGACUCAAAAGCAAAGAAUACAUAAAUUUAGAUAUAAGGUCCACUUCUACAUCGAUUGGAUCGACAGGAGUUUUGCCGAAUUCGAACAAUAUUCGAUGCCCCUCGUGGAAAUGUUUCUGACGGAGAAUGUUUUGAGCGAAAUUUCCGGGAAAGGUUUAAUCGAAAAUAAAACUUCAGCGCCUUAUCAUGAGUGUGCUCCUGCCGUCGAGCUGUCGAAAUUGCGCGGACCGAAAAAUACUGUUAAGAAAUGA
Galendromus occidentalis (western predatory mite) is the source of this 1509-nucleotide messenger RNA. RefSeq lists its product as uncharacterized. The record is from RefSeq and is a predicted model, not a curated record. NCBI's taxonomy places the organism in Eukaryota, Metazoa, Arthropoda, Arachnida, Mesostigmata, Phytoseiidae. The coding region runs from base 1 to 1509 and encodes 502 amino acids. The transcript has 7 exons.